Molecule: messenger RNA, 2706 nt
Organism: Anarrhichthys ocellatus (wolf-eel)
Lineage: Eukaryota; Metazoa; Chordata; Actinopteri; Perciformes; Anarhichadidae
Product: cardiomyopathy-associated protein 5
Exons: 2
Coding region: 109-2466 (785 amino acids)
Source: RefSeq, a predicted model, not a curated record
CUGAGCACGAAGACUUGGCUGGAGAACACCCGGCCUCGAAUGUGAUCAACAGAGCAGCGCUGAGUUGUGGUGAGAGGUCGAGAGCAGAUUAAUCGAGACAUUACAACAAUGGACACGCUGACAGAAGAUGUGUCGCGGGCGGAUGUGGACUCUGAGAUGAGAGCGAUGACACCUGAAGAUGUCGCCGGACAAGACCUGGAGGCUGGAGAUGAAGUGGAGACCCUUAGAAACAGUCUACGCGAGGCCGUCCACGACGACAACGUCCGACCCAAGAUGCAAUGCCUGAUGAUGGACUCCUCCUUCUCCAUGGUUACUAUGCAGGGCGAGGACAGCGGGAUCGCGUGGGAUACGACCCCCAUCCGCUGCGCCACGCCGUGGGGGUCCGAAGCUGGAAACUCCACCGUGGAUCUCAGCCUCGCCACACCCGGGCCAGCGGGGAAGAUCAUCUUUGUCAUGGACGAGGAGCUGAUUUCAAGACGGAAGAAUACUAAAGAGAGGGUCAAUCAGAAGAGCAGAUCGGAAAGACAACGAGUAGUCCUCGGGGAAAGUUCUGAGAACGUCUCGGGAAGGCCGGAGUUGGUAGAAGUCUCGCAGCCGAAUGUGAAACCUGAGGAAGGAGACGAAGAGGAAGCGCACGAUCAUCCCCAGGAUAAAGAGCAGCGGCUCUUCAGCUUAGUCUCCGAGGGCUCUGAAAUCCUCAACAUCGUUGUUCCUCCAAAACUGGUGACUGUGGAUGAAGAGGAGAGCAAAGACAUGGUGGACAACCUUUCUUAUCUGGAGGAGAGCCUGGUUCCUAAAGCCUGGGAGGAGACUCACGAUAACGAGCUGGUGUUCACAGGAUCAGGUGCAGCGAGAGGGGAUCGGGUCGAGCCCUCGUCUUCCAUAAACGUAAUGGAUCCACCGGGCGCUCCGGUGACCAGGCCUGCGGGCAGAGGAGCUGCUGGCAACGCGGACUACUUCGAGGCGUUCGCCCUGAUUGACGCCCAGGCUCCGGGAAGUCCUGCUGUGACCUCACAGGGACAGGUAGAGCAAGAGGCGGAGGUUGUCCCCGAGAACCAGGACACAGAGAACCGUGAUCAGUCUGAAGAUGACAACACCGCCGCAACAACAACAACUGUGGAUAAUGACACAAUGAGUCUGGUGGAAAUCACUAGCGAGCUUCUGGAUGAAGUGUUCUAUGGCAGUACGGGCAGCUACGUCAUGAAACCUCUGGACAAAGACGAUGGACGUGGCGUGCCCUCCAGGUUCCCUUCAAAACCCAGCGGUUCCGCUUUGUUUGGAAGCCAAGAGGACGUCCUGACUCCGAUCUUCCUACCGGAUGGACCUCCCAAAAUUAUCGACCAAAUUUUGCUGGAGGAGCCCAAAGCCAUGGCUUUCCUUUACACCGACCUGUACGAGGAGGCAGUGGGCAGUCGGAAAAUAGAAGAGGAUGCAGAAAGUGUGACGUCCGAGAAGUCCUUCCACAGCAGGCAGUCGGACCGGGAGGCCCGGGGAUAUUUAGAGAAAUUCGUCCUCAUAGAUGAGACUCCUACGCUGGAGGUAGAGCCGUCUGACGAAGACAUAUCCCCAGAGGAAGGUCCUCGGGUGUUGGUCCAAGAUUUGUACGAUUUUAGCGAUUUGCUUUCCACGCCUGAAGAAGACGAGAUGCCGAAUUCCGAGGAGGAAAUCACAGACUUCUUCAGGUCCAGUGACAACUCUUCUCCAUUGGAUGUAGAUCCUUUCCCUCGAUCUCUCGAAGAGGAUGAACCCCAAACAACCAGAAAAACUAAAGCCAACACAAACAAAAACGUCUCCGUCAAGGUAGAAAACAAAAUCCCAGUGGACCCACUUAACGUCUCAAGCUUCGAGUUUGUCUCGGAGGAACCCGACUGGGGAAGCACAGACGAUCAUCCUGCAGCUCUGGACGAGAAAGACGUCAGGACGGAUCAGGAAUUGUGGAAGCAAGAUUCGGGAGCCCAGAGGCCAGUUGCCCCUCCCAGGAGAAAGGCCACAUCCUCUCCUAAGGCAUGUCUGGACCUCACACCUUUGACUCCGGUUGACGGUAUUAGGCCUAUGCAGGAAAAGGAAGAGAAGGAAGAGGCUGGUGGAAAGGAGCAUAGGGUGGAGGAGAAAGAGAUGGCGUCGCCAGCUGAGACGGCGUCACCAGCUGAGACGGCAUCACCAGCGGAGACGGCCGACGAGGGAGACGGAGAGGAAACAACGCAGCCCAUCUCCAACGCUGCUCUGCUUCAAAACGCCUUGGCUGCAAUGGAGUCCCCACAAACUGAAAGUGCAGAAGCUGUCAGAGACACUGAAAUGUUUGAGGAAAUGGAAACAAGUGAGAGCGAAGCGGCCACGAAACAAACUGAACCAGAAGAAGUACACGUUAAGUUACCAGAAUUGGCUAAAACAGAGGUUCAUCCAGAGAAACAAGGCGAUAGUUCAGCUGAACCGGCUAAAGACAAAGGACAGUGUGUAAUACUUUAGGUGAGCUGAAGGGUUUUCAACAGGUUUAUUGUCAAGCGACUUGCUGAUGUGUCAUUAUUUAAGGUCUUAAAAUCACAGUAGAAUUAGCCGACAAUCAACCGAGGGAAAUUCUUUGAACUUCAUAUCUUAAAAGCGCCAAAUAGUUUUUACAAUUUUCACCCAUUUGCACCUGGCUGUACUCAUACUUCAUGAAGUUAAAAAUCUAAAUCUUACUUAAAACAGUUACAUUGAUCAAAUAUC